Clonostachys solani is the source of this 1608-nucleotide messenger RNA. The record is from the annotation of a GenBank genome assembly. NCBI's taxonomy places the organism in Eukaryota, Fungi, Ascomycota, Sordariomycetes, Hypocreales, Bionectriaceae.
AUGGAGGGUUCUACUGACUCAAGCACGGCUCAGCCCGUCCCCGCAAGUCCUGAUGAUAUAAUUCCAUCCACAGAAAUUGCCGGACCUGAAGAGAAUGAGCCGGGUUCACCAAACAGUCCCGAUUCACCAAUCCAAUCAUCCAGGACAGUUUCAGCCGAGCGGGAGGAAGAUGAAGAGAAUGAGUCAGACUCACCAAACAGUCUCGAUUCACCGAUCCAAUCAUCCAGAACAGUUUCAGCCGAGCGGGAGGAAGAUGAAGGGAAUGAGUCAGACUCACCAAACAGUCUCGAUUCACCGAUCCAAUCAUCCAGAACAGUUUCAGCCGAGCGGGAGGAAGAUGAAGGGAAUGAGUCAGACUCACCAAACAGUCUCGAUUCACCGAUCCAAUCAUCCAGAACAGUUUCAGCCGAGCGGGAGGAAGAUGAAGGGAAUGAGUCAGACUCACCAAACAGUCCCGAUACACCAACCCAACCAUCGAGAACAGUUCCAACCGAGCGGGAGGAAGAUGAAGUGUCUAUCGAAGAAACGCCAAGUCCCCCACCUACGGCGCCAGAGGAUGAAGAAGAAUCGACGAUGCGUCAACGCCCGAUAGUAUCAGGCCACAUUCCUCACGGAUAUCGUGGAGUUUUUUAUCAGCCCACGAUUCCCGGCCCUUAUCCAAUGUAUGCACAGCCCAUGUAUUCCUCUGCAUUCCCCCCACCUCGGUCCUUGUGCUAUAUCCAGUACAGCCCCAGUAUCGAAGCGGCAAGAAACCAGGAACGUUGGGAUUGGCAACCGCCACCAGUGAGCAGCCCACCACCGCGGCCUAGACUGGUAUCAGGAAGACAGAGGUGGUAUGACGCGGUCAAGGAGGUUGAUACCAAAGACUUCGCGCAUACCAAGACAAAGAAGGGCCAUGCGUCGUCGCCAAAGUACUAUCCCCCAGGGCCGAUUCCCUUUGCUUCCCCCACGGAUCCGAAGCCGACUCUACCCUACCUGGCACCCAGCCUAAGUUCAGGCCGCCUUCCCCCGUCCACGUAUGCGCCAAGCUAUCCUUCGAGUGGUGGACCGUCAACCAUGGCGAGGAGCGGCCAUCGGCCCUGGUCAGUGUACAGUGGUCCGUCUCUCCAUUUAAAAGGCCAUCGGCAGGAGCCAUAUGAGCCUUGGAUGUGGCGGAGGGUCGGGCCUGCACCCAUGGCGCCCAGGCAGACCUACGACGAGCAACCUCCCCGCAGAGAAGCGUCCAUAGAGAUCGAGCCUUGUGUCGAUGGACUUGGGGCUGGGCCAGCUGCACCAGAGCCGCACGAUGAUCUGCCGCCUCGUGUUGAAGAGGCAAGUGGUCCGGCUAUCUCCGCGCCCUCAAAGCCACGCGGAUCCCCCCUGCCAAAGGUGCACGUGAAAGGCCACCGGCGGGAGCCCUAUGACGCUUCGAAAAGGCCUAGGGCAGGGCCAGCACUAGCCACGGAUGAGGUGCACGACAAUCAACCUCAUCCGGUCGAAAGGACGGCAACUGAAACAUCAGUUUCUGCCGAUGAGACUAACGCAGCUCUACCUAUUCAGGAGAAGAAGCCAGCGGUAGAUAAAGGCAAAGCGGUAUGGAGGCCCGAGACAGACGGCCCGCCCGCUUGA